GUGCAGGCAGGAGAAACGCGUGACCUCAGAACGCGUAUACUGGCGUCGAGAAAACCUGCAGCACAAAUGGCACUGGAGCGUAACCGGUAGCAGGGAUCUCGUCGAGGAGAUAUUUGUCAAAGCUGCAAAGUGCAAUGCUGCUGUGGUCCCUCAAGGUGCUGGUGUGGACGCCUCUUCACCUCUCACCCUGUUCCUCCCACCAUCCUCCUCUUUUUGUCUUCCAUUUUGAGAAAGUGUCAAGAUGCUGCAAGCGAUAGAAAGAACACACAUCUGUGGUUUGCCACAGUGGAUUAGAUCCAGUCAGCACUUUCUUCUGGCUUUAGGCUGUUUGUUUUGCCUUUGCCCUCCUGCUGGGGUGGUAGCAAGUAUGUGCAGAGUGUCAGGUGGUGUGUUGGGGAUCCCCUGCAGUAGUGUUAUUGGGCUAGGCUGGCAGCCGCUGGCCGUGGACCAGGGUGGCACUCGUUGUUGGGAAUCAUGCUGUUUGGAGCCCUCGUGCAGUGCAGUGUGGAGUCUCGGGGGCUACUGUGUCCUGCUGAAGUGCGCUCGGCCCAACGGCUGUGAAAUCUCUUCUCUGCCGCUGGCUCACAUCAAUUCUCUGGGCAUCUUACAGCUGCUGGACAAGAACAAAUCCAAGAAAGGAAGAAUCCCACGGCAAACAUGGCUUACUGAUGUUAAUGAUAGACCUGAGCAUAAGUCCAGCAAUUAUCCCAUCAGUACAACACCAGCAAGUGCAGUCAGUGGUAUUGUAUCCUCUGAGUUAGCCAGUAAAGAAAUGAAUGAGCCUGUCAAUGGUAGUGGAGAGGAAGCAGCUUCAUCAUCUUGGCAGAAUUCAACAUUGUCAGAAGACAGUAUGGAUCAUUCAUCUUCCAAUAGCAGUUCUGGGUCACCAACAAGUGCAACUUAUUCUUCCACCCCAGCGGGAACUCCACCAGUGAAGGAGCUGGUGGUAUCUGCUGGCAAAAAUGUGGAAGUCACUCUUCCAAAAAAUGAGGUGGAGCUGAAUGUUUUUGUACUGCCAGCACCCCCUAAAGAUAGUAACUAUGCCUUUGACUGGCGUUUGAGGACUCACCCUAAAGACUACAGUGGAGAAAUGGAAGGGAAACAUAGUGGCACACUCAAACUGAGCAAGCUUACUGUGGGUCUGUAUGAGUUUGAGGUGAUUGUGGAUGGUGAUGGUGCACAUGGUGAAGGCUAUGUCAAUGUCACAGUUAAACCAGAACCAAGAGUCAAUAAGCCACCAGUUGCUAUAGUUUUACCAAAGUACCAGGAGAUCUCCUUACCUACAAGCUCCACUGUGAUUGAUGGAAGUCAUAGUACUGAUGAUGAUAAGAUAGUGACAUAUCACUGGGAAGAGGUGAAGGGGCCACUCCGAGAAGAGAAAGUCUCAGCAGAUACAGCUAUUCUCACGCUUACAAGCCUUGUCCCUGGCAACUACACCUUCAGCCUCACAGUGACUGACUCGGAUGGUGCUCAAAACUCAACCCAGGCCAUGUUGUCGGUCAACAAGGCAACGGACUACCGGCCUGUGGCCAACGCUGGACCCAACCAGGUUAUCACCCUCCCACGCAACUCUAUCACUCUCUAUGGCAACCAAAGCACAGACGAUCAUGAGCCUCUGGCUUACGAAUGGUCUCUUAGCCCGGAGAGCAAGGGCAAGGUGGUGGAGAUGCAGGGAGUACGAACGCCAACUCUUCAGCUAUCUGCUAUGCAGGAGGGAGAUUAUACGUUCCAGCUCACUGUCACGGAUUCAUCUGGACAGCAGAACACAGCAAAGGUCACGGUCAUUGUGCAACCAGAGAAUAACAAGCCACCAGUAGCAGAUGCAGGGCCAGACAAGGAGCUGACACUUCCUGUGGAUCACACCACCCUCAAUGGCAGCAAAAGUAGUGAUGACCAAAAAAUUGUCAAAUACCAUUGGGAAAAAACUGAAGGUCCAGAUGGAGUGAAGAUCGAGAAUGCAGAUGACACCGUUGCCACAGUAACAGGGCUUCAGGUGGGAACUUACACUUUCAAAUUGACUGUGACAGAUGAACGGGAUCUGCAAGGUUCAGACACGGUUACUGUGAUUGCUCGUGAAGAGAUUGACAAGCCACCUGUGGCCAAAGUGCAGUCCAGCCUCCCGGUCACUCUACCUGUUCGUACAGCAAUAUUGGAUGGCUCCCAAUCCUUUGAUGAUAAAGGAAUAAGCAGUUACAUCUGGAAGCGAGACGACAACAGUCCUGCAGCUGGGGAUGCCCUGAACAACUCUGACCACCAGGCAGUGCUGUUCCUUGGCAACUUGGUAGCAGGGAAGUAUAGCUUCACUCUGACUGUCACAGAUAGUAAGGGCCAAAGUGACUUCAGCACAGGCACUGUGGAGGUGCAUCCAGAUGUGUGGGAGCGAGACCUUGUGGAGCUGGUGCUGGAGGUGGCUGUGUCUCAGGUUUCUCACAGGCAAAGAGACAUGCUGUUGAGACAAGUAGCUGUUCUUCUGGGCAUACUGGACAGCGACAUCACUGUACGGGAAAUCAGUGCCUUCAAUGAACACAGCACUCGUUUAGUAUUUCUGGUGUCUGGAGGACCCGGGCGUUCACCACUGUCUGGUCACAGUGUUGCCACAGGACUCCGUAACAAACUGCGUAAACAAAAAAAUGACUUCCUCAUCUUUAAGGCCUGGAGUGUGGACACAGUUGUUUGCCAGCUGAACUGCUCAAGCCAUGGAGAUUGUGACUCGUUUACGCGUCGCUGUGUGUGUCACCCUUUCUGGAUGGAAAACUUCAUCAGAUCCCAGCUUGGUGAUGGCGAGAGCAACUGUGAAUGGAGUGUGUUGUAUGUGACCAUAACAUCGUUCAUGAUAGUGGUUGCCAUUGCAACCAUUGUAUGGGGCCUUGUCUGCUGUUGUAAGAGAAACAUUAAUAUAUCUGUGCCUGCCUGUAUGCAUGAUUUGAGCAGACGCAAGGGAAAAGUCAGACGGAAAAGUCGAUACAAAAUGCUUGAGGGAGAAGAUCAAGACAGUGUGGAGCUGCACCCAACUAGGGCAGCCCGGAUGAAACCUGUACUUGCACCCUCUUCAUCUGCCCUCAUGCACUCAGAUUCAGACCUAGACAGUGACGAUGGACAAGCAGGUGUUCCCUGGACUGAUCGAGAGCGUGGUCAUCUGCUUCGCCCUCAAAACGGCUCCUUACGCAAUGGCCAAGGGCCCCACAGAACCAAAAAACAGAGGGAGGAGUUUAUAUAGUGACUCAGCAUCACUGAUAUGGACCUUGAAUGCAACAAUGAUAUGUCACUUUGAAGCCUCAUAGCUGGAUGUUAAAGAAACCAGAAACAAAUGUAGCCUCUUCAACUGCCACCCCACGCUGAAUCUUUGCCCAAUCUGAGCCAGAAGACAUGUUGAUUUAGUAACUAGGGCAUUCACUUCUUUUGCUGCUGUCUCUAUCUUGUCAAAAAAUAAAUUUGAUGUGUAGAGCCAUUCACCCCCAAGGGUAAACAAGAAUAUAUUUUAGAAGGAGACAUUGAAUAUGUUAAAGGGAAAGCUGCUUAAAAGACUUGAAACUUGAGCUAAAUGAAGUAUCUCUCUGAGAGAGACACUCCAUCCCUGUCCUGAGCCUGUCUGACAGUCUCUUCACCCAUCAUGCUUUGAUAAACCGCUGAUCUAACCUCUCCAAACACUGCCUUGAACAUCCAUUAACUAGACCGUUUUCCUACACUGGUGGCAAUAGUGCAGAGUAACUACAAACAAGAGAGUUUGUCCUCAGUGCUGCACCUGUAUUUGCCAAGUUGUAUGACUGCAUGUAUGACUGUGUGGUGAAAGAUUUAUUUUAUUGAAAACACUGCAUGUAUUAUAUUGGAUUGUCUAGCCUUUUUGGCAGCGUGUUAAUCUCUCACGUAAAUCACCAGCAAACAACAAUGAAGUCUGCCAUCUGCUUGAGUAAAGAGAGCUAAAGGAAAAAAAUGAUUUAAAAAUGAAAAUAGACUGGAUAUAACUCUGGACCUCGCCUUCAGCUUCGCAUCUAAGCUUGUCCAAAUAAACAGCUUGGUACUCAGCUCAAGAUAUAGACCAUGUGAUCAUGGAUGACUACUGUAUGUCUUGUCUAAUUCUUUAAUUUCUUUUAUCUGGUCACUUAAUUCUCGUGCAAUUUGCAUUACACACAAUCUGCCUGUUACUCUCCUUUCACAGGUUUCUUUCUAGAUGAUGUUAAUGCUCACUGUUCAGAUUAAGAAUGUUUUUGAUAAAGGCUUCUGUGAUA
Silurus meridionalis is the source of this 4226-nucleotide messenger RNA. Its product is annotated as KIAA0319-like ortholog. The record is from RefSeq and is a predicted model, not a curated record. The transcript is spliced from 22 exons. Gene Ontology annotation, molecular function: calcium ion binding. Gene Ontology annotation, cellular component: plasma membrane; cytoplasmic vesicle. Gene Ontology annotation, biological process: homophilic cell-cell adhesion. Bases 242 to 3217 code for a protein of 991 amino acids. NCBI's taxonomy places the organism in Eukaryota, Metazoa, Chordata, Actinopteri, Siluriformes, Siluridae.